This is a messenger RNA of Funneliformis mosseae, 657 nucleotides long. The record is from the annotation of a GenBank genome assembly. Lineage: Eukaryota; Fungi; Glomeromycota; Glomeromycetes; Glomerales; Glomeraceae.
AUGGAAAAAGAAAAGCGCGUAAAAUUGGAGGAACGUAGUGGAGAGCUUAGCCCUAUUAAAACUCCUAAUGAUAGAAAUUCAGGCGAGGAUUGUUCAAAGAAACGGCAUUACGCUGCUUCUACGUCGACGAAUCUCACCUUUUCAGAUAAGAAAUUCGGAUAUGGACCACCAUUUCUUUUCUCGCUUCCUGAACCCGUUAAAAGUCCUUGGAAACGUUUAAAUUCCCCUAAUUUUGGGAAGUUGGGCGCACGAAUGAUAUCCGGGAAUGCCUUAAAAAGAAGAGAGGAUAAAAGAAAGCAUACCCAACCUUUUUCUAAUGAAAAUAUGCAAUUCACAUUUCACAAGGAAGUUACAGAUGAUGCCAAAAAUAGCAAUGAUAAGAAGUUAGAAGUUCGUUCGGGACACGAUUUUUUCCGCCAUAUAAAUAUAGUUCUUGAUAUGACACCAAAAAUUUUCAUUGUCGCACUCUUAUAUUAUAUAUUGCAAUUUUCUUGGACUAUUCAACAAGCGAUACAAAUUAAAAUGGACGAAUAUUCACAAGAAAUACAAAGAAUAAUAACUGAAUGUUCAAAAAGUUAUCUUGAAAAUCGAUGUACACCAGGAGAUCGAGUACCAGCAUUGGAAGGUCCUUGUACUCAAUGGGAGAAAUAUCCUUGA